Clonostachys rhizophaga is the source of this 2829-nucleotide messenger RNA. NCBI's taxonomy places the organism in Eukaryota, Fungi, Ascomycota, Sordariomycetes, Hypocreales, Bionectriaceae. The record is from the annotation of a GenBank genome assembly.
AUGGACCCUCGGACAUUCGCUCAUAUAAACCUGCCAGAUGGCACUACUUACGAGCAACCAACAGGCAUAUUCAUCAGCAAUGAAUUUAGACAGUCUCGCGAUAAGACAGCGAUCGAGUCUAUCAAUCUGUAUACCCAGUUGCCCAUUGCAUCGAUUGCUCGAGGAAAGCUUACAGAUGUCAAUGCUGCUGUUGCCGCCGGUAAGGCUUCCUUUGGUGGCUGGCGUGAUACGACACCUCAAGACAGAGCGAAACUUCUUAGCAAACUAGCAGAUCUCAUAGAGCGAGACGUUGAAACUUUGGCCAAAAUCGAGUCGAUCGACGGCGGCAAGCCCGUCCACAUUGCCAAGGGCGCCGACGUUCUCGCUUCAUCUGCUUGCAUCCGAUACUACUCUGGGUGGGCGGACAAGAUUAAGGGAGACACUAUCGAGACCGAUCCUGACACCUUGAACAUAACCAUAAGAGAGCCACUGGGUGUCUGUGGGUUAAUUAUUCCGUGGAACUUUCCGCUUCUUAUUACAUGCUGGAAGCUUGGGCCGGCCCUGGCUGCAGGCAACACCGUGGUUAUGAAACCUGCAGAGCUCACCUCACUUUCUGCGCUGUACUUGGCAAAGCUUGUGGUCCAAGCUGGCUUCCCUCCGGGCGUUGUUAACGUGGUCACGGGCCUUGGCAAUGAAGCUGGGCAAGCAUUAACGGAGCAUGCGGACGUUAAGAAGAUCUCCUUUACGGGCAGCACGCCCGUUGGUAAGGCGAUGCUGAAAACAUCUGCCGAUACUAAUCUGAAAAAGGUUACUCUGGAGCUGGGAGGAAAGUCCCCCAGCAUCGUUUUCGAUGACGCCGAUCUGGAGCAAGUCAUCAAGGCAGUGAAUGGCGGCAUCUUUUACAAUAUGGGGCAGAAUUGCUGCGCUAGUAGCCGUAUCUACGUCCAGGAGUCUAUAUACGAAGGCUUUCUCAAGCGAUUUGCCGCCCGGGCUCGACGAAAUAAAUUAGGCGACCCGUUCCACAACGAUACUUUUCUCGCAUUCCAAAAUCAUGAAUAUGAUUCAAAGAGCGAAGAUAGAUGGUGUGGGAGUUCUCACUGGUGGCACCAGCUCCGAGGGCUGUUCAUUGAACCCACAAUCUUCCGUGACGUCAAAUCUUCAGCCGAAAUUAUGCAACGGGAGGUUUUCGGUCCUGUCGUUGCUGUGGCUUCCUUCAAGAAUGUAGACGAGGUUUUGGAGAAAGCACAUGACACCAUUUAUGGCCUGGCUGCUGCGGUCUUCACUUCGGAUAUAAAACGAGGAAUCCGCCUAUCGAAGAUGCUGCAAGCUAGUUCAAUUUGGGUUAACAAUGAUAAUAUGAUCUCACAUGCUCUUCCAUUAGGAGGAUACGGGCAGAGUGGAAACGGCAAAGAUUUGGGAUUCGAAGGCAUUGAAGGAUACACACAGCUCAAGACCGUCAGGUUUAUCUACGAGAACCUUGCUAAGACCACUCAGACUCAAGCGGGAAUCAUGUCGCAUCCCCGCCAGGAGAGAACUGAUCCUUUGGGUGAGAUACAAACUCUGAGCCCGAUCGAAUGCGGAGAAGAUGCGGCAAAGCACUUCCUGCACGACUCCGACUAUAUUAACCUUAAUCACGGAUCUUACGGCACAUAUCCGAGGGAGAUUCGCGAUGUUCUUCGUUACUACCAAGAUCGAGCCGAAGCUAGACCUGAUGACUUUGUUCGCUAUCAGUAUCGUGUACACCUACUCAGAGAGUCUCGAGAAGUGCUUGCAGAGUACUUGGAUAUCCCAGCUGAAUGCUGCGUCUACAUCCCGAAUGUAUCCACAGGCAUCGACACGAUUCUGCAUAAUUUCGACUACAAGCCCGGAGAUGUGAUUAUUGGGUUUCCCACAAUCUAUGAUUCUUACGAGUCUACUGCCAAGUAUCUCAACGAGGUCACGCCCGCAGAGUUCAAAAAGAUCGAGUACACUUAUCCAGUCUCCGAUGAUUUUAUUUGCCAGACCUUCGAGGACACUGUAAAGAAGCUCUUACAAGCGGGAAAGAAGCCAAAAGUCGCCCUGUUUGACACUAUAUCCUCUCUCCCCGGGCUUCAGAUGCCCUUUGAGCGUCUAACGAAGCUUUGCCGCUCGUACAACGUUCUGUCGCUCAUCGAUGGAGCCCAUGGAGUUGGGAUGAUACCUCUGCAUCUCCAGCAGUUGGAUCCUGAUUUCCUCGUCAGCAAUUGCCACAAGUGGCUCUACACUCCAAGGAGCUGCGCGUUUCUGUACGUGCCGGUCCGCAACCAGCAUCUCCUCAAGAUAACAUUUCCAACCGGUUUCGGUUUUCUCGAGUUUCCCAAAGACGAGGAUGCCCGGAAGCUGGUGCCAAAUAAUUUCGUCGAAAAUUUUGCCGAUCUUAAUACGAGGGACGACACUCCUUAUCUCUGCGUCAGGGCUGCGUUGGAGUGGAGGAAGAAGCUGGUGUGGAAGAACAAGGAAGGAGAGGAUGCUAUCAUGAGCUACCUGUACUACCUCGCGGAGCAGGCCGGAUCCAUCUUCGCUGCAGCGCUGGGGACAGAAGUGCUCAGCCAGGGAAUCACCAGUAUGACCAAUGUUCGCCUACCUUUGGAGAUAGACCUGAUUACGGGAGGAGUGCCCGCAAAUGUUGGUGAGGUGUCGAGAUGGGUCAUGAAGGAGAUGAUGGAACAGCAUGGCACCGCUAUCAACCUUACAUUCUAUAACGGUGCUCUCUGGAUCAGGCUGAGUGCCCAAGUAUACCUGACUGUGCAGGAUUUUGAGGUUGCUGCUGGGCGUCUCAAGAUUAUUUGCGAUACGGCAUCAAAGCGCACUUGGAAUUUCAGGUCUUCUUAA